This is a messenger RNA of Gigantopelta aegis, 1168 nucleotides long. RefSeq lists its product as uncharacterized. The transcript is spliced from 2 exons. Bases 372 to 1118 code for a protein of 248 amino acids. The record is from RefSeq and is a predicted model, not a curated record. NCBI's taxonomy places the organism in Eukaryota, Metazoa, Mollusca, Gastropoda, Neomphalida, Peltospiridae.
CACGCCCCCAUUACUACGCCUUCAUGACGUUACCAUGGUCACCAUGACGUCACCUUGCUUUGUAGUCCGAAUCGGACAUAGCAAAUGUGUGGGGUUUUGCAAUUUAUUGGGUCCGCCUUGGACUACUUGCUUCGAUUAGCCUAUACGGGGAAACAUGUCGGGAAUACUAAUUCAUCUGACAUUACAGGCGCGGAUAGGCAUACAAGGAGACAGCGCUGCGUAACCCCUCCUCGAAAUUUGAAGUGCCCCGGUAAAAAAAGAAAUGUUUAGCAGAAUUACGAGUGCGUUAAAAGGUGUUUACGGCGCAUUAACAUUAUUUUAUAGUUCCGGUACUUUUGUUGAACUAAUUUGUUCAGAAAGAAAAAACAUACAUGAAGAAGUUUCAUUUGUUCUUCCUGCUUCUAACAACCACGUUGUUUUUGUCGUGCAUGUUUGGUUAUGGGCUAUUUAGACAGCAUACCGUGGUCAGUGAUCAUUGGGAACCGUUUUCCAGGAAAAUGAAUGAACGUGACCUGUCGGUGACAGAGAUGAUAUUACAACGAUUUGCAGCAACGAUGGAAGCUGCCCGCGUGACGUAUUUCCUGUACGCGGGCAGUCUGCUGGGUUCGUACCGUCAUCACGGAAUUGUUCCCUGGGACGACGACGUGGAUGUUCUUGUUCCAUUCGGGCAGCAGAAGGCGCUCCACUUAGCGUUGUCUGGCCAAGAACCCUUCUUUUUUCUGGAUACGUCAAUGAGGAUUCGCUGGAAAUUUUACUCUUCUCAUUGCGAAUCAAUAAAAACCAAAAGCUGGAAAUGGCCAUUUUUAGACAUCAGUUUCUACAAGGAAAAUGACACUCAUAUUUGGGAUUCUGAUCCAGAUUCCACAAAAUCGACACUCUAUAACAAGUCGAUUGUGUUUCCACUACGAAAAGGUAUCUUCAUGAAUUUGAGUUUACCCGUCCCUAGAGAUCCGUAUGCGGUUCUUUCGGUCGACAUGGAUGUGAAAAUGUGUGAAAGUAACAGUUAUGACCACAGGCGAGAGGAGUCUAUUCCUGACAUCUACAGAAAAUCUGUUCCAUGCAGUGAAUUACAAAACAUUUUUCAGUUUGUAAAACACGAAACGAACGAAACGUUGUAGGUUAUUUAAUAAUCUGUACAGGGCUCGAAAUAGCGGCUAUCGAAAAGCAA